Episyrphus balteatus (marmalade hoverfly) is the source of this 1769-nucleotide messenger RNA. RefSeq lists its product as uncharacterized. Lineage: Eukaryota; Metazoa; Arthropoda; Insecta; Diptera; Syrphidae. The transcript is spliced from 3 exons. Bases 749 to 1318 code for a protein of 189 amino acids. The record is from RefSeq and is a predicted model, not a curated record.
UAAAUUAGAACUUCAUAAGUAGUUACAGGGCAUUUCAAUGCAAAUAUAAUUUAUUAAGAUAUUUGCAAACAAAAAAAAUUAAUUAACAUGUUCUCAAAAUUAUAACAAAACAUUGGCAAAGAAAAAUUAUUUCUUUGCGAAAGAUUGUAAUUCCAGUUUAAUUACGUUGUUGCUUCCAUUGAAUAAGUGCUUGUGCGCGCAUUUUUAAAAAUGAUUUUCCACUCGCUAUUUUUGUGUUUGUUUCUAUCUGUUUUUAUAAUAAUAAUAACCUAUCAUUUUCAUAUUUCUCCAAGCAAAUAUUCUUUGUUGCAAAUAAAUACAAGGAAAUCUCAAUUUAUUAAAACAAAUACGAAUUUAACUAAAGCUCUGCAUCGCAGGAAGCGUUUUCUGAUAUUUCAAGAUGCUGGAGUUUUAAAGGUCAAAAUUAUUUUUUGUAUAGACCCUUAAAUGAAAAUUGUAUUACAAAUAGCGACACUUGCACCAAACGGAUAAAAGUAUAAAAUUACUUACCCAAGGAAACUUGACUUUAACAAUUUAGGAUGGAUUUUAUUUUUAUUUUUUAUAAUAACUCAUCAUAAAUAAAAGAAACAAAAAGUUAAAAUUGACUUGCAAUUAAAAUAUCCUAAAUCUAGUUUAAAUGUGCUGAGGUAAGUUAUUAUACUCUUUCGUUUGGUGCAAGUUGCUCCUGAAUUCCAACAAAAAAUAAUAUAUUUGAAUUCAAACAAAAAAUACUUUAUAACUAUGCUAGAUGGUUUUGGGAUUUUCUGAGCCAAUCCAUUUUUUUGACGAAGUUCCAUUCCGGCAGUUGGCUGUUAACUACGCUUUUCAUUUACAAUAUUCACCCCCAAUAGUUCCAGUCUAUUGGUGGACCUAUUUUUACAAGAGCACGGCAUGGAGCCAUAUUCAUGGAAGAACUAUACAUGACCGUCACAAAAAAAGCACAUGUAACGCGAAAUAUAUAUGUAACGAGAAUCCAUAUUUGGACCUUUAUUGGAACUUUGCUCAUAGAAACUAUGGACAGCUAGAAUUUUUCUAUGACAAAAGUCGAUUAGCUCUAUAUAAAGCUAUUGAAACUAUAUUAGAAUGUAGAGGAUUUCCUGGAAAAGCAUGCCUUAUUCGAUCAAUUUGUGAAGUUUCACGUCGACCAUUUUAUGAGAGAAAUUCUCUUCCAAGAAUUUUGAACGCCAUUUUCAUUCCUUUAACAAAAAAUACUGAUCACAAAUUUGUGCAUGCCAAACAUUUGGGAAGUCAUGGAUUAAUAUGUAAGAAGAUCUACUGGAACUGUGAGGAUGGAGUUAAAUGGUUACAGAAACUUUGAAUAUAUAAUUGACAAAAAAAAAAAAAAUACAUAAACAGCAGAUGUUUGUGUAUGUUAUAAAAUUUAAUAAAAUGUGUAGUUAUUAUACAUAUUGCUUUUGGCCGAAAUUUCGUGGUGAUGGACAUCAAUUAGUUCUAAAUAUUGAAAAAAAUUCUCUAAUUUUUGCGAAUUUUUAUUUAAACUUCCCGGUGCAAUCCGGAAACCCCAUCUAAAAUUAGAAAAUUACCUACAAAAAUCAAAGGAAAACAUGUUUUACGUGAAAAAUUCACGUUGAAUCCGGGAGAGGAAGGGAGUCAAAUAAAAAUCUAAAAAAAUAAGGAAAACCUUUCUGAAUACUUCCAACCAAAUGGCGGCUAUCCAACUGCAUGUUCCGAAUAAAGACCACCCCAAUAUUAAUACAUUACAUACAUAUACAGCUGCUGUUUAUUUGUGUAUUUAAUUUUAUUUUAUU